Molecule: messenger RNA, 679 nt
Organism: Diabrotica balteata
Lineage: Eukaryota; Metazoa; Arthropoda; Insecta; Coleoptera; Chrysomelidae
Source: the annotation of a GenBank genome assembly
AAUUACUAUACUAAGUUAACCUUACUAACCUCAAAGAAUAAAAAAUCCAAAUAAUGAAUAUUGAAAAUGUUUAAACAAAUAUUGUAUUCAGCUGCAAGAGUAGCUUCUAUAUCGGCAAAAUCGAACACACAGCUAUUAACUCAAAAUUUAACAAAACCUAGUUGUAUUCAUCCAGUAGUCACCAGAAAUUUUACUUCUAUACUAUGCAAUGCUCAAAUCAGAGCUCCUAAAGUACUUUUCAAAAACCCGAGCGCGAGCCCAUCAUUGGUAAACACAGCUAUAAGAACAGUUACAAAAUUUUCAUUUCAACAAGGCAAGAGAAAAACCGUGAAGACUGUAUUACGAAGAUUUUAUAGGCUUCAUUGGGGAGGUUGGAUACGUACAAAAUGUGGUCGUCACAAAAGAUUAUGGAGGAAAAGCCCCCCUAGAAAACGUAGGCUGCGGCAACAUGUUUUUUGCAACGCUACCCAAAGUACUUUGUUAGAUAAGAUGGUUGCUCCCUACUGGAGAAAACCUAAGUACUAUGUCGAUGAUCCUUAUGAACCUUUUCAUUCAAGAGAAGAGUGGAAGUUUACAAAACUUAAACCUAGACCAUAUUUUCCCCCCGAAGAAGAAGUUAAAAAUAGUUAUUAAAUAGGUAUAUUUUGUUAAUAUCAAUAAUUUAGCUAAUAAAAUUUAA